UGAUGGGUGGACCCACGGGAGAAUUUCCAGCCCCGUGAUUUGCUAAUCGGGGGCCGCUUCCCCUGUCUUUCCCCCCCGACUGUAAACGUAGCUGUGCUGUGUGCGUGGAUCUCGCCCGGCCCUCCUCCUCGCCCGCGGACUCACCAAGUGUAGCGACUGCACUCGGUGCGUUUUGGUUAAAGCCCGACGACCCUCACCGGGAAGGCUGGGCGCUGGGACAGGAGGAUCGGGGGCCCCCGCAAGGAAGGCGGCUGACAGAAGAGGCGUAAAGAACUGCUCACUUAUGGCUUUUUUCUAGCGAGCUUUCCAUCAUCGCUUGGGAUUGUGGAAGGGACGUCACUUAAAAAACACCUCAAGUCGCCCUCAAGGUUCACUGACCACCAUGGAGAUGCAGAGGUGGUCCACAAGGUGGAAAACGAAAAGGUGGCUUAUGGAUUCCACUGUAACGACGUUGGUAACGUUAACCCUGGUUCUACAGGCCACCGCAGCAGCACAGCCAGUGGAUGUGCUGAAAGUUUUAGAUUUUCAAAAUUACCCCGAAGGAGUGACAAAGACGUCUGGAUUUUGCACACACCGAAGAGCAUCGAAGCCGGACGCUGCUUACAGAGUUGGCAAGCAGGUCCAGAUCAGCGCCCCCACCACGCAGCUAUUCCCUGAAGGUGUUUUCCCCGAGGACUUCUCCAUCCUGACUACAGUGCGCCCCAAGUCUGGCCUCCAGUCCUUCCUGCUGUCCAUUUACAACGAACAGGGGGUCCAGCAGCUUGGGAUUGAAGUGGGACGCUCGCCUGUUUUCCUGUACGAGGACCAGACCGGCAAGCCCGCCCCGGAGGACUACCCUCUCUUCCGUACACUCAACCUUGCAGACGGAAAGUGGCAUCGUGUGGCCAUUAGCGUGGAGAAAAAGACAGUCACCGUCAUCGUUGACUGCAAGAAGAAGAUCAUCAAGCCUCUCCUCAGAAGUGACCAGACCUCCAUCAGCACCAAUGGCAUCACCGUCUUUGGCACCAGGAUCCUCGAUGAGGAGUUUUUCCAGGGUGACAUCCAGCAACUUCUGAUUGUUGCCGAUUCCAAAGCGGCGUACGACUACUGUGAACAUUACAGCCCGGACUGUGACACCCCCCACGGUGAUUCCCUGCAGGCGCAGCAACCCCAGGAAGAGUACACUACCGACGAGUUAGACUACUCUCAGUUCUAUGAUUACGCUGAGGGAGCCACAGACGUCGUUCCCACCGACGACGAGUAUUCAGAGCCGCAGCUAAACAAUGUAGAAGAUUACAAUACAGGCAUUGACUACGGAACUGUAGAUUCUGCUCAGACUCAGUCCCCCUUUGCCACGCAUGGAACCAGCCAGGCUGCGGAGGAGGAUGCGGUCGGUGAUUAUGUCACCGAAGCCCCUCCCGUUGCCCCGGAGCCCGCCGUUGUCCCGGAAACGGCAGAAAGCCCGGACCCCGGUGCGGAAGCAUAUGACUUGAAGGAAUAUGACCUAAAGGAGUAUGACUUGGGCGAGGGGGACAACAGGUUGUAUGAUUACGGGGCAUAUGACGAGUACGGCACCGCCCCCUCUGUACCCCCGGCCGCCUACGACGAGGAAGUGGGGCCCGGGGUGGCUGCCGAAACGGACGUUUCAGAGAGCGCCGUCGCCGGUGCUGGUGCGGCCCUCGGCCAGAAGGGGGAGAAAGGCGAGCCGGCGGUGAUUGAACCUGGCAUGCUGAUUGAAGGACCACCAGGACCCCCCGGCCCCGCUGGUCUUCCAGGUCCCUCAGGCCUACAGGGACCCCCAGGCGCUGCUGGAGAUCCUGGUGACAGAGGUCCCCCUGGUCGUGCUGGUCUCCCCGGUGCUGAUGGCCUGCCCGGGCCCCCUGGUACCAUGCUCAUGCUGCCGUUCCGCUUCGGCGGGGAUGGCGAGAAGGGUCCGGUGGUGUCGGCCCAAGAAGCCCAGGCUCAGGCCAUCCUCUCCCAGGCCAGACUGGCUAUGAGAGGACCCCCAGGGCCAAUGGGCCUGACAGGAAGGUCCGGGCCAGUGGGUCUACCUGGUUCUACUGGGCUGAAGGGUGAAAGUGGAGACCAUGGUCCUCAGGGUCCACGUGGCGUUCAAGGGCCUCCAGGACAAACUGGCAAAGCUGGUAAAAGGGGCCGGGCCGGAGCCGACGGUGCACGCGGGAUGCCGGGCGAGCCGGGCAGCAAGGGGGACCGAGGCUUUGAUGGACUUCCCGGACUGCCCGGUGAAAAAGGACACAGGGGCGAGCCAGGGCCAAUGGGACCCCAGGGGGCUCCUGGAGAGGAUGGCCAGAGAGGCGAGGAUGGCGAGAUCGGGCCCAGAGGCUUGGCUGGCGAGAGUGGCCCAAGAGGUUUAUUGGGACCUCGGGGUUCCCCAGGCCCCCCCGGAUCACCUGGUGUGGCUGGCGUGGAUGGGCCUCCGGGUCCCAAAGGAAACAUGGGACCGCAAGGAGAACCCGGACCACCGGGUCAACAGGGGAUCUCAGGGACUCAGGGUCUCCCCGGUCCCCAAGGCCCCAUCGGACCACCUGGGGAAAAAGGACCUCAGGGCAGAUCCGGGUUACCUGGAUUACCCGGAGCGGAUGGACCACCCGGUCAUCCUGGGAAGGAGGGUCCAGCCGGAGAGAAAGGAGGCCAGGGUCCGGUUGGUCCGCAGGGUCCCAUUGGUUAUCCCGGCCCUCGUGGUGUCAAGGGUGCUGACGGCGUCCGGGGACUGAAAGGUUCAAAGGGAGAGAAAGGUGAAGAUGGUUUCCCAGGUUUCAAAGGUGACAUGGGAAUCAAAGGAGACCGGGGUGAGAUUGGCAUGCUGGGACCCCGUGGAGAGGAUGGUCCUGAGGGUCCGAAGGGCAGAGCCGGCCCCAGUGGGGAGUCGGGUCCCCUCGGUCCUGCUGGAGAAAAGGGCAAACUGGGAGUUCCAGGAUUGCCAGGAUAUCCAGGAAGACAAGGACCUAAGGGUUCGAGUGGUUUCCCCGGCUUCCCAGGUGCCAAUGGAGAGAAAGGUGCCAGGGGUGUUGCAGGCAAGGCUGGUCCAAGAGGUCAAAGGGGACCAACGGGUCCUCGUGGGGCUCGAGGAGCAAGAGGGCCGACAGGAAAGCCAGGCCCCAAGGGUACGGCAGGCAACGACGGUCCUCCGGGUCCGCCCGGUGAGAGAGGUCCUCAAGGACCUCAGGGACCAGUGGGCUUCCCUGGACCAAAGGGGCCACCUGGACCGCCUGGAAAGGACGGACUGCCCGGACAUCCUGGCCAGCGUGGUGAGACAGGUUUCCAAGGAAAAACUGGUCCACCAGGCCCAGGAGGUGUUGUCGGGCCCCAGGGACCCACUGGAGAGACUGGUCCUGUUGGUGAGAGAGGCCACCCUGGACCCCCUGGUCCACCUGGAGAACAGGGUCUCCCUGGAGCUGCUGGCAAGGAGGGAGCGAAAGGAGACCCCGGACCCCAGGGUUCAUCCGGCAAGGACGGUCCUCCUGGCCUCAGAGGCUUCCCAGGAGAGCGAGGUCUGCCUGGCGCCACGGGUCCAGCUGGUCUGAAGGGAGGAGAAGGUCCCCAGGGUCCACCUGGUCCUGUUGGUUCUCCUGGUGAGAGAGGUCCCGCUGGUUCAGCUGGUCCAAUUGGCCUGUCUGGUAGACCUGGCCCUCAAGGUCCCCCAGGUCCUGCUGGAGAGAAAGGUGCACCCGGAGAGAAAGGACCACAAGGUCCAGCUGGACGUGAUGGGGUCCAGGGUCCUGUAGGCCUGCCCGGGCCAGCCGGACCACAAGGUCCACCUGGAGAGGAUGGUGAUAAAGGAGAGGUUGGAGAACCUGGCCAGAAAGGAAGCAAAGCUGAUAAAGGAGAGCAGGGUCCUCCUGGACCAGCUGGUCUUCAAGGUCCCAUUGGUGCACCAGGCCCUGCUGGAGCUGAUGGAGAACCUGGUCCCAGGGGUCAGCAGGGUAUGUUUGGGCAGAAGGGAGAUGAAGGAGCCCGAGGUUUCCCUGGACCACCUGGUCCCAUCGGCCUGCAGGGUCUUCCAGGACCCCCUGGUGAGAAGGGAGAGAACGGCGAUGUCGGCCCCAUGGGUCCUCCUGGUCCCCCCGGUCCUAGAGGUCCUCAGGGUCCAAGCGGCGCUGAUGGUUCACAAGGUCCUCCAGGCGGUGUGGGUCCUGUGGGUUCUGUGGGAGAGAAGGGUGAACAAGGUGAGGCUGGCAACCCGGGACCGCCCGGAGAGCCAGGCACUGGGGGACCCAAAGGUGAGAGAGGAGAGAAGGGAGAAGCGGGACCCCCUGGUGCUGCCGGACCUGCUGGAGCCAAAGGACCCCCUGGAGAUGACGGUCCAAAGGGUAACCCCGGUCCUGUUGGAUUCCCUGGAGAUACUGGUCCUCCUGGAGAACCAGGCGUUGCUGGAACAGACGGAGAACCAGGAGAGAAGGGAGAAGAUGGUGAGGCUGGUCAGCCGGGACCUCCAGGUCCUUCAGGUGAAGCUGGUCCACCUGGACCUCCGGGCAAGAGAGGACCCCCGGGAGCUGCUGGUGCCGAAGGCCGACAAGGAGAGAAGGGCGCCAAGGGUGAGGCUGGAUCAGAAGGUCCGGCUGGUAAAACGGGACCUGUUGGACCUCAGGGACCUGCCGGGAAGCCUGGUCCUGAGGGUCUACGUGGAAUCCCUGGCCCUGUUGGUGAACAAGGACUGCCCGGUGCCGCAGGACAAGAUGGCCCACCAGGUCCCAUGGGUCCUCCUGGACUUCCUGGUCUGAAAGGUGACCCAGGCUCCAAGGGUGAAAAGGGACAUCCGGGUUUGAUUGGUUUGAUAGGACCACCUGGGGAGCAAGGAGAGAAGGGAGACCGAGGUUUGCCUGGACCCCAAGGGUCGCCCGGUGGCAAGGGAGACAGCGGUCUCAGUGGAUCAUCGGGUCCUCUCGGUCCCCCCGGCCCCCCUGGUCUACCUGGACCUCAAGGACCAAAGGGAGCUAAGGGUUCGACUGGUCCGGCUGGUUCAAAAGGAGACACGGGUUCCAUCGGUCCUCCUGGUCCUCCUGGCCCACCCGGCGAGGUCAUCCAGCCUCUGCCCAUCCGCUCCCCCAAGAAGACCAAGCGCUCCAGCGACAUGCAGUCCGACGCCGCCGGUACUUUUAUGGACUACGGCGAGGGCAUGGAGGACAUCUUUGGCUCGCUGAACAACCUCAAACAAGACAUCGAGCGUAUGAAAUACCCCAUGGGGACCCAAAACAACCCGGCCAGGACAUGCAAAGACCUGCAGCUCUGCCACCCGGAAUUCCCGGAUGGUGAAUACUGGAUUGAUCCCAACCAAGGUUGCUCAGGGGAUUCCUUCAAAGUCUACUGUAACUUCACCGCUGGAGGAGAAACCUGCAUCUACCCAGAUAAGAAAUCCAACGGGGUCAGGAUAUCUUCAUGGCCCAAAGAGGUUCCAGGGUCAUGGUUCAGCGAAUUUAAGCGUGGUAAAAUACUUUCCUACGUCGACUCAGACGGCAACGCCAUCAACCUGGUGCAGAUGACCUUCCUCAGACUACUGACGGCCUCGGCCCGGCAAAACUUCACCUACAGCUGCCAUCAGUCCGUGGCGUGGCAUGACGCCACCAGCGACAGCUACGACAAAGCGCUGCGGUUCCUGGGGGCCAAUGACGAGGAGAUGUCCUACGACAACAAUCCCUACAUCAAGGCCCUCUCGGACGGAUGCGCGACGAGGAAGGGCUACGGAAAGACUGUGAUGGAGAUCAAUACUCCCAAAAUCGAUCAGGUUCCAAUCAUCGAUGUCAUGUUGACUGACUUUGGGGACCCCAAUCAGAAGUUCGGCUUCGAAGUCGGGCCCGUCUGCUUCCUUGGCUAAAUAGAAACACCAAAACAAAGCAAAACAACGGACUUAACGGGGGUCAGCAGGGACAGUCCGGCUGAGACGUCCUUCGCCCCGCCCCGCCCAUCAGCCCCGCCCCUCCCCACCCGCCAGCUACAUUUCCUACGCCACAUGCAAGUUUUGAAUGAGAAGGCGUCGCAUGUCCUUUCCAUGUAUGUAUGCACGACCCGGAAGAACACACGUUGCCCCCGCAGGGCGCCGACCACGCGGGGGGGCAACACAAGGUGAAGGACAUUAGAAAGCGGAGCAGGACGCAGGCGGACACGGACCUCCGGACCUCCGGACCUCCUCUCUGGAUUCUCAAGGUGCUGUACCAAACCCAAAGGUGCUCAAAAACACAAAAGGAAUAUCGAGGUGCUAAGAAAAGAAAGCUAAUUCUAAAAGUGUAAUAUUUUGUACAUUACUGUUAUUUCUGGAUCCGCUUUCAAAACUUGCAUGUGCGACCACGUUCUCCUUUAUUCCCGCUCCCGUUUUGGGAAUGCUGUGUGUACUUUCUUCAGCAGGCAAAUAAAGUGAGCAUCCAAAGCAUCCUCCGUUGCCCAUUCAGACGUUUCCCUUUGUAUAUAUUGACACGCCAACACGUACGUGGACACCCCCGCCCCCCUCCCCGCCCCCACUAAUGUUGUCAUCCUGGCAUUCAUUUCAUUAAUUUAAUUCUAUUGUUGUGGUUUUUUUUCUUUUUCUGUUUUAUUUCCCUGACAGGCUUUUCAUCUUGGUUGUAUACCUCAGACUUUCUUGAUAACCUUUUAGGAUGCAAGGAUGUUAUACCCUGUAUAUACCUGUACGGUUACGCAAUUAACUUGAUAUAUUUUGGGUGGGGGUUAUUUUGCCAAGAUCCACUGUUCCAAAAAUUAUGCAAUGAGACGCCCUUUAGGUGACCCAUUUUUGUAACUAAAGAGAAAAUGUUUGAAUGUUGCUUUUUAUAGUUCAACUAAAUAUUAAAACUGGAUUCUAAACAACAGUGAAGCACAU
Molecule: messenger RNA, 6808 nt
Organism: Doryrhamphus excisus (bluestripe pipefish)
Lineage: Eukaryota; Metazoa; Chordata; Actinopteri; Syngnathiformes; Syngnathidae
Gene: col11a1a
Product: collagen, type XI, alpha 1a
Biological process (GO): extracellular matrix organization
Molecular function (GO): extracellular matrix structural constituent conferring tensile strength
Source: RefSeq, a predicted model, not a curated record